UUGGAACAGGGACUUCCCUGAGCCUCCAUCAUCUGCAGGGAGGGAAAAACACUCACACACACACUGCCUCCCACACACACACACGCACACUCUGCUGAGAGCUAGCAAGGGGCUUUAAACAGCUUCACACAUAACCGAGACAAAGGGACUGUAACCUGCCACAAUGGAAGAAAACAUGGAUGAAUCGCAAAGCCAGAAAGGCUGUAAGGAGUGCUGCGAGCGAUGUGUGGGCAGCCUGCCCUGGGCGUCGCUCAUCGCCACCAUCCUCCUCUACAUGGGCGUGGCCUUGUUCUGUGGGUGUGGCCACGAGGCUUUGAGCGGCACCGUCACCAUCCUCCAGAACUACUUUGAAGUCAUUAGAGCCCCGGGAGACACUCUGGAUGUGUUCACCAUCAUCGACAUCCUGAAGUACAUAAUUUAUGGCCUUGCAGCUGGAUUCUUUGUGUUUGGAGUGCUGCUGCUGGUGGAGGGCUUUUUCACCACCGGAGCCAUCCGCGAUCUCUACGGAGAGUUCAAGAUCACUGCCUGCGGACGCUGCCUUACUGCAUUCCUGAUGUUCCUGGCCUACCUGUUCUUCCUGGUGUGGCUCGGGGUGACAGCAUUCACCAGCCUGCCGGUCUUCAUGUACUUCAACGUUUGGUCCAUGUGUCAGAACACCAGCUCGGUGGAGGGAACCAACCUCUGCCUGGACCUGCGUCAGUUUGGAGCGGUGACCAUCUCCGAGGAGAGGAAGUUGUGCACGCAGUCCGAGAAGUUCGUCAAGAUGUGCGAAUCCAACGAGCUGGACUUGACCUUCCACCUGUUCGUGUGCGCACUAGCAGGAGCAGGAGCUGCUGUCAUCGCCAUGGUGCACUUCCUGAUGGCUCUAGCCGCUAACUGGGGCUACCUGAAGGACGCCAGUCGGAUGCAGAAGUACGAGGACAUCAAGUCGAAGGAGGAGCAGGAGCUGCACGACAUCCACUCUACACGCUCCAAAGAACGCCUCAAUGCCUACACAUAAACACGCCGCCACGAGGAACGACACACACACACUUACCUGUCAGACACACACGCACACACGGGUGAAAAAGAUUCAUUCAAACAAAUUUACAGACACGAGUAGGCAGAAAUUAGAGGAUAAGAAACCCAUGAGAUCACCGACGCCCUCCUCAUCCUCAGCUCUGAUCAUUGCUGGUCUGCUCCAAGUUUAACACGAUAAAUCGUCCAGAUUCACCGAACAUAAAGCGGUCAGACAUUUUAGUCUGAAGGUUUCUGAAUGUGAUGGUGUGAGUUUUCAGGCCUUUCAGAGUAAAAUGCUGCACAAACAAAAGUUCUCACUGCAUAACACAAACCAGCGUAACGAGGAAAUGCCAAAAAUCACCGCGGACGAACCCAAAGAAGGAGAAUUAUUUCAAUCUGAUCGCCUAAAGACUCCAAACAGCAACGAUCUACAGCAGACGCAUGAGGACGGCGUCCGUGAGCUCAUCGGCAACACACACACACACACACACACACACACACACACACACACACGGAGACAUGUAGAUGUGACUGAAUGGUCGGUGUUUGGUGGUGUCAUGCUGUGUUGUGUCGUUCGCCACGCUAUGAUGAUGGUGUCACAGAGAAAUAAGGUCCCUGAUUGAAAUUUGUGCCUCCCGGGUACAAAUGGGUAGCUUUGCCAACUCCCCCCACCCCCUCCUUUCUCCCUCCCUGACCUCUGACCUCUUCACAUUGAGCCCAGUUUCAUUAGUUGUUUCGUAGUUUCUCGUGUGGUCGUUUGCGGCGGUGGGGGGUGGGGCGGGGUUUUGGAAACAAAAGCACUGGAUUGGUUAACAUCCAGCAGAUGGUCGGAGACCCGCCUGAGGUUAGCGUUGAGCUCGAGCUUCGGUUAUAUUGUUUUCAACCAUAACCACGGGCCGAUCACGACAACCUGCAGGAGAGAUUUUACCCGUUAAUUGCGGAGCGCCGAUGAUCGCAGAAGAAUCGAUGUCACGAACACGACCAAAUUCUCUCAAUGCGUCUCUAUUUCUGCGUAUCGUAUUCUUCUUUUUAUUCUGAGGCUGACAGCACGCACGGUGGCAGCGGGGGUGCAGCUAGUGAAACGGGGCUCCCUCCUCCCCCCCUCUUCGUCCCCUGAUUGUAAAAACUUGUGAUUCGUCCUGAGAAACAGCACAUCUUAGCAGCACAAAGUCUUUUAGUCAUCAUCUCAUCCGUCUGUUACGUAACGUUUUCUCACUUUUCAGGGAUUUUGCCACAUUUUUAUUCGGAUUCUUUCUGUGUGAUUUUAGCACCGGGGUAUUUAAACGGGGGGGGCUGUAACAUUACCAGGUGAUGAUUCAGUAUUUCAGCGAUUCUGCACACACACACACACACAAGCGUAUACACCAGUCAUCUCGAGGGAUUCGUUGUUCUCAUGCUUCCUGUUUUGCGUUCUUUGGCGACGCCCUGAUGCGACCAAAACGUUAUUUGUAAGUUGAGUCAGAAAAAUCAGCGACACCAACCGCAGGCUGACGGCGGCAGAAGAUCGGCAGGAAUUCUGGGUAGUGUUUGUGUGUUGGCGGUGGUGGAGGUGGUGGUGUCUGAAGCAGAUUGUAGGGCGGAGGAAGAGGAACGACAUUCCAGCGAAUAAGCUAAUGGUUCAGGGCUGAGCUGCUGGACUGUGGUUGCCGGCUGCUCUCGUGUCCUGUAACGCUCUCCUCGGGUUGCUGGGUUAUUCUGGACCAGCGGAGCUUCCCAGUUCUCCACAGUCGCAGUUCACCACGCGAGGUUUUAUCAGCAGAUAAAAAUGCAGUCAACACAUUUAAUAAGCUCGACGUCCUUCUAACGCAGUGGGCUCAGGUCCAAACGCUGUUCGGUCUUUGUUCUGUGUUCAGCAAGAGAAGAAGAAGCGUGCAGGCGAGGAUGGUGAUGACUCUCUAUCUGCCAGUAGAGACGACUGAGAGCGAGAUGAAGAUGAUGACAUGAUGGUUUGAUUUGAUGAGACUACUGGCACACACACACACACACACACACACACACACACACACACACACACACACACACACUCCACCACCGCCAUCACUCUGAGCCAUAACUCUUUACUUUUCACGAUGACAUUUCACUAUUUUAUUAUCAACUUUUAAUCUUUGAAACUUUUUAAAUGUGAAAUCAUUUAAUUAGAAAAAAGAAAUGUGUUUUUUUUCUCUUUUCCUUUCGCGUGUGGGCGGUGCUAAAGCGCUGCACCCACGUUAACUCUGUAUAAAGAUAUACAUAUAUGUGAAACAGUCGAGGUGAGCAGCCGGGAGGAGGAUUUCCUAUGGGUUACAGAGUCCGGAGGGGGCGGCGGUUCAGUCCCAAUGUCCUGAUCCUCUGCUCCCCGCGCACAGCUGCACUUACACCUCGACGCUCCCGAGCCGCAGUAAAAGGUUUAAACCGGCGCCUCGGCUCCAAUAACCACGACGACCAAAGUCCAGAUUCGCUGGCUUCACACGUUGGUCAUCCUGAUUUGUUGUGACUCUCUAAACAGUUAUUUUGGGUCGCCAUAUGCCUCAGCCAAUCAGCACGUGGAAAACGUUGUUUGCCGCCAGCUUUGUGGCUCGACGUCCUGCUCGUGUGUUUUAAAUACUUUAAUGACCUUAUAACCAGUGUUGCCAACUCCUCAGUAAGGAAAAUCGCUAUUGGCUGUCCCAAAAGUCGCUAGAAGUUGACAAAUGACGUCAUCGUCCAAUUUGCAUAAUAGGUCAUGCUAAUCUAAUUGUAACCUAUGUUGUUGGAGAGAGAAAUAACAUCGUGGAAGAGACAUAAAGUGAGUAAAAA
Maylandia zebra (zebra mbuna) is the source of this 3774-nucleotide messenger RNA. RefSeq names its product neuronal membrane glycoprotein M6-a. Gene Ontology annotation, biological process: neuron projection development. NCBI's taxonomy places the organism in Eukaryota, Metazoa, Chordata, Actinopteri, Cichliformes, Cichlidae. The record is from RefSeq and is a predicted model, not a curated record. Gene Ontology annotation, cellular component: plasma membrane; neuronal cell body; filopodium.